Glarea lozoyensis ATCC 20868 is the source of this 693-nucleotide messenger RNA. RefSeq lists its product as uncharacterized. The record is from RefSeq and is a predicted model, not a curated record. The transcript is spliced from 2 exons. NCBI's taxonomy places the organism in Eukaryota, Fungi, Ascomycota, Leotiomycetes, Helotiales, Helotiaceae. Bases 1 to 693 code for a protein of 230 amino acids.
AUGCGCGUUUGCGAAUAUUCUCGUGUCGCCGGUGUCGCGCGCCGACGUGGAGUGUUAGAUAGAUUGUUAUUAUUCCUAAUCUUCUUCCCGAGAACGCCGCGGGCUGAGGAUAAUCACGCGGGCGAUAAAUAUACGUGGCGGACGGCGCUGACGGUUGCGUUUGUGUGUUUGUUACAUGGGUUGGCUGUUAUUAUCGUCAGUACGGCUUUAGCGGUCUCAAAGCCUGGGUUUCUGGAAACUUGGGGGAAUAUUCUGGGAAUCACGGCGACGGUUUUGGCGGCUAUACAAUACCUUCCGCAAAUCUGGAUGACCUGGCAUCUCGGCCACGUCGGCAGUCUUAGCAUUCCCAUGAUGCUCAUUCAAACCCCCGGUUCUUUCGUCUGGGCCGCUAGUCUGGCAGCUCGUCUGGGUGUUCAGGGAUGGAGUACCUGGGGCGUAUUCUUAGUGACAGGAUGUUUACAAGGUUGUCUAUUGGUUAUGGGGAUUUGGUUUGAGGUUCAGGCGAGGAUGGAGAAGGGGGAUGAUGAUGGAGAGGUGACGAAUGCUAGGUGCGUGGUUGGAUAUAUUGAUAAUCAGAGGGAUGGAGCCGAGACGGAUGAUGAGGGCGGUGCGGUGGUGGAGAAUCCAAGUGAGAGGAGUCCGCUUUUGAGGAAUGGGUCAAGGAAGACUUCGAGGUCGGGGAUGAGGGAUUGA